ACUGCCCUACAACAGACCGGAAAUCGGGGUCGCACCCGCGCGGGCUUCUGACGUCACUCCCCCCGCGACUUCCUGCGGAGGACAUGGCGGCUCUCAGCGGUGUCCGCUGGCUGACCCGGGCGCUGGUCGCCGCCCCGAAUUCCGGGACAUGGAGGAACCUGUGUACCUCUGCCGUGGCGCACGCCGCCUGUCGAAGCCAGGCUGAGGACAUGAGGGUGGAGGGCGCCUUUCCCGUGACCAUGCUGCCAGGCGACGGCGUGGGGCCUGAACUGAUGCACGCUGUCAAGGAGGUGUUCAAGGCUGCCUCUGUCCCAGUGGAGUUCCAGGAGCAUCACCUGAGCGAGGUGCAGAAUAUGGCAUCUGAGGAGAAGCUGGAGCAGGUGUUGAGUUCCAUGAAGGAGAACAAGGUGGCCAUCAUUGGAAAGAUCCAUACCCCGAUGGAGUAUAAGGGAGAACUGGCCUCCUACGAUAUGCGACUGAGGCGUAAGUUGGACUUGUUUGCCAAUGUAGUCCACGUGAAAUCGCUUCCUGGGUACAAGACUCGACACAACAAUCUAGAUCUUGUGAUCAUUCGAGAGCAGACAGAAGGGGAGUACAGCUCACUGGAACAUGAGAGUGCGAGGGGUGUGAUUGAGUGCUUGAAGAUCGUCACCCGAACCAAAUCUCAGCGGAUUGCCAAGUUUGCCUUUGACUAUGCCACCAAGAAGGGGCGGGGCAAGGUCACAGCUGUUCACAAGGCCAACAUCAUGAAACUUGGGGAUGGGUUGUUCCUGCAGUGCUGUGAGGAAGUUGCUGAACUGUACCCCAAAAUCAAGUUUGAGACAAUGAUCAUAGACAACUGCUGCAUGCAGCUGGUGCAGAAUCCUUACCAGUUUGAUGUGCUGGUGAUGCCCAAUCUCUACGGGAACAUUAUUGACAAUCUGGCUGCCGGCUUGGUUGGGGGAGCUGGUGUGGUCCCUGGUGAGAGCUAUAGCGCAGAGUAUGCGGUCUUUGAGACGGGCGCCCGGCACCCAUUUGCCCAGGCAGUGGGCAGGAACAUAGCCAACCCCACAGCCAUGCUGCUGUCAGCUUCCAACAUGUUGCGGCAUCUCAAUCUUGAGUAUCACUCCAACAUGAUUGCAGAUGCCGUGAAGAAGGUGAUCAAAGUUGGCAAGGUGCGGACUCGAGACAUGGGCGGCUACAGUACCACAACCGACUUCAUCAAGUCUGUCAUCGGCCACCUGCACCCCCACGGGGGCUAAACCCCUUUAUUCCCUCCAACCUCACAAGGACCAUACUACCUACACCUCCCUUCAGUACAGUGGACCAGAGAAGAGCUCUUAAACCUUUUAGACCAUAAUCAUCUGGGCAGAGCCUAGGUUGUCCUGGGGCUGGCUUCCUUAGGGACCCGUGUAUUACUAGGUGGGGGUAGGGGGCCGCCUAGGGAUGGGGCCUAGGCCACAGGGAUGAUGACCAUUCUCCCCUACAGGUUCGAACUUCUGACAUGGGUGGCUAUGCCACCUGCCAAGACUUCACUGAGGCGGUCAUUGGUGCUCUGCCUCACCAGUAGGUCCCAUCCACACCCAUAGCCAUGUAAGGUGUUCAAUAAAACAAAUAUACGGA
This is a messenger RNA of Herpailurus yagouaroundi (jaguarundi), 1602 nucleotides long. It is a transcript of the gene IDH3B, whose product is annotated as isocitrate dehydrogenase (NAD(+)) 3 non-catalytic subunit beta. The record is from RefSeq and is a predicted model, not a curated record. Gene Ontology annotation, cellular component: mitochondrion. The transcript has 12 exons. Gene Ontology annotation, biological process: isocitrate metabolic process; tricarboxylic acid cycle. Gene Ontology annotation, molecular function: NAD binding; magnesium ion binding; oxidoreductase activity, acting on the CH-OH group of donors, NAD or NADP as acceptor. The coding region runs from base 84 to 1241 and encodes 385 amino acids. NCBI's taxonomy places the organism in Eukaryota, Metazoa, Chordata, Mammalia, Carnivora, Felidae.